Hemisphaericaspora subhashii is the source of this 1002-nucleotide messenger RNA. RefSeq lists its product as uncharacterized. Gene Ontology annotation, molecular function: protein disulfide isomerase activity; protein-disulfide reductase activity. The transcript has a single exon. Gene Ontology annotation, cellular component: endoplasmic reticulum lumen. Gene Ontology annotation, biological process: response to endoplasmic reticulum stress. Lineage: Eukaryota; Fungi; Ascomycota; Pichiomycetes; Serinales; Debaryomycetaceae. The record is from RefSeq and is a predicted model, not a curated record. The coding region runs from base 1 to 1002 and encodes 333 amino acids.
AUGAAUACAACUUUAUUAUUCUUACUACAAUUCCUAUUAAUACUAGUUCAAUCGUCAAACACGGAUUCUAUCAAUGAUCAUCUCAUCGAACUCAAAGACUCCCUGAUCCAAGAAACCUUAGAAAAGGCGGAUUUCUCAUUUAUUUAUUUUUAUUCUGACAAUUGUCAAUAUUGUCAUAAAUUUAAUCCUACAUUUGAAAAUUUAUCCGUGUUAUAUAAUAAUUUGACAAACGAUGACAAUGAACAUAAACGAUUCCAAGUAUUAAAAGUUGAUGCUAGAAGGAAUCCAAGAUUACGUGAAUUGUUUAAAAUAAAUAGCUUUCCAACAUUGAAAUUACUUCAAUAUGAAACAAAAGAAAUAUUUACUUAUGAGUACGGAAGAGAUUUGAAUACCCUUAUGGAAUAUUUCAGACAGAAUGUUCAUGUUGAACCUAAUAAUGCGAAUUAUAAAUCCAAAGUUUCAGUGUUCCAGAAUUCUACCAUAAGUGAUUUCAUCAAGAAUAAUAAGAAUGAUCGAUUAAUUGUAUUUACAAUGUCAUAUAUUUCAGAUUGGGAAGAUUAUAAUUAUCCAGUUCAUUUCUAUCAACAAUUAGCAUCAUCUAAUAAGGAUGUAGAGUUCGCAAUCUGUGAUAUGGAAUUAUCUACUGACGUUACAGAUAUAAUUGCCGAUUAUGAAAUUAGUAAUUAUCCAAGUAUGAUAUAUUUUGAUAAGAAAGGUAGAUUUAAAUUAUUCCAUACAAAUUCACAGAAUCAUAUUGUGAAUGAUGUUUUAAAUUUAUCUCAUAUUGAACAAUUUAUUAAUAAUAUUAAUAAUGAUGAUAUUACUGGUAAAUGGUUUACUUCUACUCAAGAAUUACAUGAAUAUAAUCAACAACAUUUGGAUUAUGAAGGUCAUAAAUUCCAAAAGAUAGGUUUCAAUCAAAGACAAAGUAAUAACAAUAAUAAUGACAAGUUAUCAGAAGAACAAGAAUAUGAGUUGUUAUUGCAAGAUCUUGAAUUGUAG